Molecule: messenger RNA, 1026 nt
Organism: Ananas comosus (pineapple)
Lineage: Eukaryota; Viridiplantae; Streptophyta; Magnoliopsida; Poales; Bromeliaceae
Product: zinc finger protein 1-like
Molecular function (GO): DNA-binding transcription factor activity
Source: RefSeq, a predicted model, not a curated record
UUUACUCUUCGUCGUCAUCGAUCUGAUCCCGAUGGCGGUGGACGCUCUGGAGGCGUCGAUCCCGGCGAGCGGGGACGAGGAGCUCGUGCUCAGCGUGGAGGGGUGGGCGAAGGGGAAGCGGUCGAAGCGGCACCGCUCCCCCGACUACGCGCCCACCGAGGAGGAGUACCUCGCCCUCUGCCUCCUCAUGCUCGCCCGCGACCGAUCGGGGCCUCCGCCACCUCCCCCCUUCGCCGCGGCGGCGCAGGCGCCGGCGGAGUACAGGUGCUCCGUGUGCGGGAAAUCGUUCGGGUCGUACCAGGCGCUGGGCGGGCACAAGACGAGCCACCGGCGCCCGGUCGGAUCGGACGAUCGGGCCUCGUCGUCCGCCGGAUCGGCGGCGGAGGCCUCGGGAUCCGCCGGAGGAGGAGGAGGAGGGGGGAAGGUUCACCGGUGCUCGAUCUGCCUGAAGGAGUUCCCGACGGGGCAGGCCCUCGGGGGCCACAAGAGGCGACACUACGAGGGUGUCGUCGGCGGCGGGGCCAGCACCACCCACCGGGGGUUCGACCUCAACAUCCCCGCCGCGGCGGAGUUCGCCGGAUUCGACGCCGCGCGGCGAUGGGCCGCGGCGGCGGAGGAGGAGGAGGUGCAGAGCCCCCUCGCUUUCAAAAAACCCCGCCUCCUUAUCCCCGCUUAGAUCUCUCUCUCUCUCUCUCUCUCUCUCUCUCACACACACACACACACACACAGAGACACAGAAUUUCCCUUUCCCUCCAUCUAAUCCUUGGCCUUUGAGUAGUAGUUGAUUUGUUUUAUUCCUUUUCUUUUUCUUUUUCUUUUUUUCACAAAAAAAAGGAAGGUUAGAAUGUUAGAUCAUAUAUAGAUACAGAGAUCUGGCUCUUAUUUGUUGCUGUACAGAGAAUUAUUCAUUCUUUGUAGCUGUUUGAUUUUUUCUUCUCUUCUUUUUUCUUGGUUCUUAUCAUGUUGAAUGAAAAAGAUUUAUUGAGAUUAGCAUUCUAAGUUAUAAAGUAUUAACUUUUUAUCUCA